GAUGUUUAGUGAUAAUCAAAUGGUGCAGAUAAUAAACAAUUGAACUAAUUUCAAAGAAGUAAAAACGUGUCGGUACGGCAGGUAUGCUUGAAUCCGAUCGAGGAUUCAUUUCGGAUCGGUAAAGGAAUAUAAGCCUUUCACUUAAAAUAGUCUGCUCACAUGCGAUAGGAAUUUUUCGUAAGAAAUAUUAACGAAACGGGAGUGUUCGACGAGGUUAUAUACCGAGAAAAUUGGGACAAUGGUUAUUAGGAUUAAAAUCGUGUUGAUAAAUUGUAUUAAUAUACGAUCGUCAAACAAUUGAAGGAGUUAUAUUUUACAGUUUACAUUCUCUCGAGGAGAAAUUGUCUUGGUGAUUUUAUUGAAUUCAUUGAGCGCGUAUGCGGUGCCCUACCCCGUUGCACUAUUUUUACACCUGCACUUUUUAUUUACGCGUAUUUGUUCUGUUGCAUGUUUUAGCCAAAUAUUUUUGGCUAUCUUUAUAGUGGGUUACGUAAUUUUCGACAUGAGUUACUUCGAUACGAUGGCCGAUGAGGAAUUAAAUAAAACUCUAUUGUUUUGCAAGUAGUAAAGCGUCGAUACGUUAGUACGGAUACGCAUUACGCAUCGUAACGUUCAAGGGAAUUGAUUUCUGACGUCGUAACCAACCAAGAACAAUAUUACGAGAAGUUUUCCAUAUUUGACGUUAACAAAAUAGUUGUACAAAUGUUUGCGGCACGAUAGUGAAAACAAAAUUAAUUUUUAACUAGUGAAAGUGGUCUUAUUUAGACAUGCCUAUGGAAGAUUAUUUACUUCAGCAGUUGCGUCAGUGCGUAAUGUGGCAGUACAAAGGCUUAAUAAGUAAUAAUAACAAUGACAGAAGUACUAUCCAAAGAUUGUGGUGAACGGGGAUUGCAUCAGGAAAGAGACAUGUCAGAAUCUUCUCAACAUCAUUAUAGCCAUCCUCCACCAGAUAUUAUGCCUAAAGGUCUUGCUAUCAAUGGCGUAGGGGGUAGGCUACGUCAAUUAGAGGCUCUUUUUAUUAGUGGUCCUGUACAAGGGGGGCAAGUGGGACAUACUUUUUCUAUAGAAACUCUUAUUGAUAUAUUGCUUGUUCUGUAUGAUGAGUGUUGCAAUUCUUCCUUAAGACGUGAGAAGACUGUCUCAGACUUCAUUGAAUUUGUAAAACCAGUAGCUACUUGUAUAAAGAGUCUGCAGUUGGCACGUGAAGAUUUUGAGAUAGUUAAGGUCAUUGGUAGAGGAGCGUUUGGAGAAGUAUGUGUUGUAAGAAUGCGUGGUUCUGAUAAAGUGUUUGCAAUGAAAAUUUUGAAUAAAUGGGAAAUGUUAAAGCGUGCUGAAACUGCAUGUUUUCGAGAAGAAAGAGAUGUACUAGUUUAUGGUGAUCGCAGAUGGAUCACAAAUCUUCAUUAUGCCUUUCAAGAUGACAAUAAUUUGUAUUUGGUCAUGGAUUAUUAUUGUGGUGGAGACCUCUUAACACUGCUAAGUAAAUUUGAAGACCGUCUUCCUGAAGAUAUGGCUCGUUUUUACAUAGCAGAGAUGGUGCUAGCUAUUGGGUCUAUACAUGACUUACGUUAUGUACACCGUGACAUUAAACCUGAUAAUGUUUUAUUGGAUGCAAAUGGCCAUAUCAGAUUAGCUGAUUUUGGCUCCUGUUUGCGUUUAUUUGAGGAUGGUACUGUGCAAAGUAAUGUUGCUGUAGGUACACCAGAUUAUAUUUCACCAGAGAUAUUAAGGGCAAUGGAAGAUGGCCAGGGACAAUAUGGACCUGAAUGUGAUUGGUGGUCAUUGGGAGUAUGUAUGUACGAAAUGCUUUAUGGAGAGACACCUUUUUAUGCUGAAUCUCUAGUCGAGACCUAUGGAAAGAUAAUGAAUCAUAAGAAUUGUUUUGACUUCCCUACAGACGACAUAUAUGAUGUUUCUGAAGAAGCCAAGGAUCUGAUGCGCAAAUUAAUUUGUAGUUCUGAGUUUAGAUUAGGUCAAAAUGGAAUUGAUGAUUUUAAGAAACAUCCAUGGUUUGAUGGUGUGAAUUGGGACACUCUUAGGGACAGUACUGCACCCUACAUUCCUGAAGUUUCUUCGCCAACUGACACAUCGAACUUUGAUGUUGACGAUACGGACGUUCGUAGUUCCGAUGCUGUUCCUCCAGCAGCGAAUUCUGCACUUUCUGCACUUCACCUCCCAUUUGUAGGAUUCAGUUUUACGCAAGGAAGUUGCAUAUCAGAUUUAGGUUGUCUAUCUGCAUUGAAUCAGAAGGAUAAACACGUUCAGAUGCUCGAGGAAGAAAAUUUACAAUUAACACAAACGAUCGAGGAUCUAAAAAAUCAAAUUGCCGCGAAUCAUUCCUCGCCUGGUAUUUCACCUGAUUCCAACAAUGCAACGAGAAAACUGCAAGAUGAAAUAAAUACUCUUACAAAACGGAAUUGUGAAUUAGAGUCACAGUUGAAAUCUAUGGAGAUACCUCGUGAACUGCGUAAUUUAGAUAAUGGCGAUUUAACUAAACUUCGUGAAUUGGAAAAAUUAGUGCGUUCUCUUCGUUCUGAGAAAGAAGAAGCUAUUAAAGAUAAGUUAGAUGCACAAGAGAAAUUAAAACUUCAAGAUAAAGAAUUAAAGGAUGCUUUAACGCAACGUAAACUCGCGAUGGCAGAAUAUACAGAGGUGACAGAUAAAUUAUCUGAAUUAAGACAACAGAAACAAAAGUUAUCCAGACAAGUCAGGGACAAAGAAGAAGAAUUGGAAGUUGUGAUGCAAAAAAUUGACAGUUUAAGACACGAUAUAAGGAAAGCUGAAAAAUUACGUAGAGAAUUGGAAAACAGAGUAGAGGAAGCAAUGGCAGAAACUAGGAAAGAGAGAAAACUUCGAGAACGUAGCGAGGAAUAUUGUAGACAAAUGCAAGAGGAAACGGAAAAGAUCAGACAACGUUCUAUGGGAAAUGAUGCGAGUGCCAAUCAGGCUUUAGCUACUCAAGAAAUUAACAGACUCAAGGCAGAGGUAGAGAAACUUGAAGUUCAAUACAAUGAAAAUUUGAAUCAGCAGCAAAGUAGAUUCAAUCUCGAAAUAAGAAGUCUUCAAGAACAAUUGCACGAAGGAGAGACAAGAAGAGAAUUGUUGGAACGAGAGGUUCAACUUACCAAGGAGAAAUUAGAUGCGGCAAGAUUAGAAAAUAUUACGGACAGCGAGGAGACGAUAAACGAAUUGAAUAGAAGACACGAGAGAGAAAAAAUUAUGCUAGUCGAAGAAAAUAAGAAGCUUUUGCUUGAGCUUAGCACUGUAACUGAUAGUGUUAAUAGAAUACAAGGUGAAAGAAGGCAAUUAGAGGAAGAAUAUGAAGAAUUACGAAACAAAAAGGAAGCUAUAGCUCAAUGGGAAGCUCAAAUUACUGAGAUUAUCCAAUGGGUUUCAGAUGAGAAAGAUGCUAGAGGAUAUUUACAGGCUUUGGCGACAAAAAUGACGGAGGAAUUGGAAUUUUUGAAACAUUCUGGCGGUGUAACGGGAGUAGGAGGUGGUUCUACUAUGGCGGACAAGAAUUGGCGUAAUCGUAGAUCACAAAAACUUGAUAAAAUGGAACUAUUAAAUUUACAGAGCUCUUUGCAGAGUGAAAUUCAAGCAAAACAAGCGAUUUCUGAAGAAUUAACAAAAACCCGAUCGGAAUUAAUUGCUGUGCAAAAAGAGUUAAAAGACUUUAGACAAAGAUUCGAUUCGAUGUCCCAUGAAAUGAAGCGGAAAGAAAUGCAGAUUAAAGAAUUACAAACGCGGCUUGAUACUGGCGAUGGCUCUGUGCUAUCCAGCAAUACGUCAAGCAAAUCGUCAAACAUCGUUAGCACCAAACCCCAACGCAUCAUCGUGCACCAGCCGUCAUCACCCCUACCAGUAAUGCGUGCUCCCCGCAUCACAACAUGUCGCUUAUUAACUAGAUUCGUUCCCGUCAACACGUACAUCAGUCAGAAUGCCGUUACCAUCGUUCCGCCGCCCGUUUUAGAACGUCCUACAUCACAAAUGUCUUACUUGGAACACUUUUUGAAAGAAACAGCAAGUAGUACUCGUCAUGGCAGUGCAGAUAGUGUAGAAGGUGACAUAGAAGACAACCGUGCCCCAAGUAUUACUAGUAGUAAAAGUAAUUUAUCUGAAUUUAGCAUUGAUCCUACAUCACCAUUGUCACAUGAACUUUUAAAUAAAUCAUCGACUUCUCAUGGUCAAGUUAAUUUACAACCAAAGCCUAAAUCUCACCAAUUUCUGGUGAGAACAUUCUCAGCUCCCACUAAAUGUAAUCAUUGUACUUCAUUGAUGGUUGGUUUAACGAGACAGGGAGUUGUAUGCGAAGUCUGUGGCUUUGCUUGUCAUAUGCCUUGUUGUGAUAAAGUUCCGCCGAUGUGUCCCGUUCCUCAUGAUCAAACAAAGCGUCCACUGGGUAUCGAUCCUACUAGAGGAAUUGGUACUGCGUAUGAAGGAUAUGUUAAAGUGCCAAAAAUGGGAGGAGUAAAAAAAGGUUGGGUGCGGCAAUUUGUGGUAGUCUGCGAUUUUAAGUUAUUUCUGUAUGAUAUUUCACCCGAUCGCAAUGCUUUGCCGUCUGUAUAUGUAUCGCAAGUUCUGGAUAUGCGAGACGAAGAAUUUAGUGUUAGUUCUGUUCGUGAUUCAGAUGUUAUACAUGCCACAAAAAAAGAUAUUCCGUGUAUAUUCAGAAUUACAACAUCAUUAUUAGAACCACCUGGAUUGAAAAAUCAUACGCUGAUGCUUGCAGACACUGAAAGUGAAAAAACGAAAUGGGUAGUAGCGUUAAGUGAGCUUCAUAGAAUCUUGAAAAGGAACAAUCUUCCCAAUACGACGAUUUUUAGAGCGAAAGAAUUAUUAGAUAAUACAUUAUCUCUUAUUAAGAAUGUAAUGUCAGGAGCCAUCAUUGAUCCAGAUCGUCUAGUCAUUGGCACAGAGGAAGGUCUCUUCUGUUUAGAUUUAGAUCGUAGCGAAAUAGCAAGGGUUGGUGAGGGUAAAAAAAUAUAUCUCCUUGAAUAUGUAACCGAAGAACAGCUUAUUGUAGUGCUUAGUGGAAAACAACGUCACGUCAGGUUGGUGCCAGUACGUGCAUUAGAUGGAGAUGAGGUUGAAUGGAUUAAAGUUGCUGAAACGAAAGGAUGUAUAACACUAACGACGGGCGUAGUACGUCGUAAUCCACUCACGUACUGUUUGUGUGUUGCUAUGAAAAAGCAGAAUUCUUCUCAAGUUAUCAUUUAUGAGAUAACACGUACAAAGGCAAGACAUAAACGUAUUCGUGAAUUAAUGUUACCAUGUCACGCACAAACUUUACAAGUUCUUUCUGAAGGACGUCUUUGCGUUGGAUAUCCUUCUGGCUUUACUAUCUACAGCAUCUUAGGAGACCAUCACCCUAUAUCAUUGGUCCAUCCGGAGAAUACACUUUUAGGAUUUCUAACAUAUAGUGCUGUAGAUGCAUUACGCUGUAUCGAAUUAACACGUGGAGAAUUUUUGUUGGUCUUCCAUACACUAGCAGUAUAUGUUGACAGUCAGGGUAGAAAAAGUAGGGAUCGAGAAAUAAUGUAUCCAGCUGUUCCCACAGCAGUCAGUUAUUGCGAGGGAUAUUUAUUAGUAUAUAGCGAAACUCACAUCGAUGUAUUUGAUUGUACAACAGGAGAUUGGUUACAAACGCUCAAUGUGAAAAGAGCACAGCCCUUAAAUAUCUCUGGCUCUUUAACAUCUUGCAUUAUCAAUGAUAUGCCACACGUUAUUUAUCUCAGCAAUUUACAUCAACGAGAAUUAUUAAAUUUGACGCCAUUAGACGCGAACGGUAGGCAGAUGACAAGACCUAGAAGAAGAUUUUCAUUAAGAGAAGGAAAUAGAGCUGUUCGUCCUACUGAUAGACGUUCGAAGAUGAUAUCUGCUCCUACAAAUUUUAAUCAUAUUAGUCAUAUGGGACCAGGUAAUGGUAUACAGAUUCAGCGUUUGUUAGAUCUACCAACGACUCUUGAAACAGCUGAUCAACAACAUUCUGCCCACCAUAGUAGCGCUCAUAUACAUGGCAGUCAACAACGAUUAUACGGCUCUACUUUACAAACACCAAGUAAACCAGCUCCGUUGCCACCUAGGCAUCCACCUUCUGAUACACGACGAUUAAGUUCUCACAUGACACGAAAUUCUGGUUAUUCACCCCAUAACGGUUCAACAUCAUCGCGUAGAGGUCCCGCUCCACCACGUCCUACUGCUACUCCACCUUCUCUACCACGUACACCGGUUGAUCAAGUUGAUACAGAAUCUAUACAUUUACGUUCGCACACUCCGCUCUCUCUAGGCAGUAUUGCAUCUUUACAUGAUAAAGAUCACCCGUCUGGUGGAAGUCCUAGACAUUCAAUUGCUUCUAACAAUAGUUCGAAUCCAUCGACACCUCCAAGUCCUGCUCAUGAUCAUGGGUCAUCAUCGUACGAUUCUUAAACGGACUUAACAUUGAAAAAAAUUACUUGUUAUAAGAUUUGGGGUGUAUAUCCUCAUCAUGUAUACACUACCUAAGAGAUAAGUUAUUGAUAUUCACAAUAUCUUUUAUAAGAAGCAGUACUCGCAUUUGAUCAUUUCAUUAGAAAGUUAUUGCAGUUUUCUUAAUACACUAGUGCAAUAAAUUUUAUUCAAUUAUUAUAUUAAGAAUAUAAUUACAAAAAAGAAAAGCUUUAUAAACUUACGUAUUGAAACAUUCGAUAGAUUUGAGUUCGAACUCAACCAUUAUUCCAGAUCUGAAUAGAAAGAUAAUUGAUUUAUCUUUUAAGUGAACUGUAAUAACUUUCUGUUAUUCAAGAAAUUGUGUAAUAAGUUAUACUUAAUGAAAGAAAAAAAAAGAACACUUUAUUAUUAUAUGACAGUAAAUUAUUGUACAUAAUUUAUGCAUUUGAGAGGAUCGUCAAGUCGACUUUGCGAUGCCAUAAUUUUAUUGGAGUUAGUAGGUAUCGUAAUAUAUAAUCCGAUAUAUGAAGUCUUCGUUUAAUUUUAGUUUCAAAUAUUUAGUAUAUAUUUUACUUCGUCCCUUUUUUUUUUAUCCACGACCGUCAAGCGAGAGUGUCUUUUUUAUAUUAACGGAAUUUGAAAUCUCAGUCAAAUUAUGUAGCAAUAACGAAAAAAAAAAAAAACAA
Molecule: messenger RNA, 7115 nt
Organism: Vespula vulgaris
Lineage: Eukaryota; Metazoa; Arthropoda; Insecta; Hymenoptera; Vespidae
Gene: gek
Product: serine/threonine-protein kinase Genghis Khan
Exons: 27
Coding region: 850-6429 (1859 amino acids)
Biological process (GO): peptidyl-threonine phosphorylation; actomyosin structure organization
Cellular component (GO): cytoplasm; cytoskeleton
Molecular function (GO): protein serine/threonine kinase activity; ATP binding
Source: RefSeq, a predicted model, not a curated record